CGGUGGUGUCUGUGGUGAAGAAUUGCAAUGUCGGGCCGAGGGAAACAAGGAGGCAAAGUGAGGGCUAAGGCAAAGUCUCGGUCAUCUCGGGCUGGUUUGCAGUUCCCGGUGGGCCGUGUUCAUCGGCUUCUCCGGAAGGGUAAUUAUGCUGAGCGAGUUGGCGCUGGAGCCCCUGUAUAUAUGGCUGCUGUCUUAGAAUAUCUGACUGCUGAGAUUCUCGAGUUGGCUGGUAACGCUGCUCGCGAUAACAAAAAAACCAGGAUCAUUCCUCGCCAUUUACAGCUCGCCAUUCGUAACGACGAGGAGCUCAACAAACUGCUGGGGAAAGUCACCAUUGCUCAAGGGGGUGUUCUGCCCAACAUCCAGGCUGUGCUGCUGCCUAAGAAAACCGAAAGUCAUAAAGCCAAGAGCAAGUAAAAGUGAUCUAGAAAAAAAGAGAGAUCCGAAGCUGUGCUUAAAGUUAAAAAAAAAUAACCCAAAGGCUCUUUUCAGAGCCACCCACAGGUUCAGAAAAGAGCUAAAUUAUUGUCUUACGGAUUUAACGAAGUGAGUACGCUUUGUGUUUUAAAUUUCAUCAUUUUGCAGCAGUUUUUCUCCUAGGGUUCCCCACGUUCUGCAUUAAGUAAUCAACCUUUCGAAUUACCAGUAGUUGUAUUGCAAUGAAUUUCUAGGUGUUAUCGAUAUAAUUUGUAAUUUAGUAUAUGCCUCGUGUUCGUAGUUUAAAUAUGUAAUAUAUGGAAACUAACAAUAAGUCGUAAAACCUCACUUCGGCCAUGUUCCAUAUUUAACCCAUCUCCCCAGUCCUUUUAUUGUGGUCUGGUCGUUCUGCCUGUCUUAAAACAAAUGUAUCCGCUUGAAGGUCACUCUGAAAAAGGAUCCUUAGAGACGUGAAUGAAUUUAGAGGAUUGGCUGAAACCACAAGCACAGCAAGAGGUGGAUGUACAAUAAAAAGGGCGAAAAAUAUCAGGAUACAUGUAUUACAUAAAAACUGAAAAAAGCAUUCAUAGAUCUUCUUCUCUUCAUGUGUGUGCUCUGAUUUAAGGGGAUAAAGCUUUCCUGCGAUUUAAUUUAGAUAUGUUUGGAAAUGAACUAAUGAAAUCUAGAGGUGCGGUGUGUUAAACCAAACUAGCUCCUCAAAUUACCGGGACCGGGCGAUGAAGCGUUGAAUUUAGAGAAAGCCCCCUAGAAGAAACAAGUGGCCACGGGCCGCACUGAUCAAUUGCUGCACUGGGCGGGCUUUUCAAACCCGCCAGCCGUUUUCAUUUCGUUGCUACUCAGCUGCGUUUUGUAUUUCUUCCUUCUCUCUCUUCUCCCUCGUUCCUCCCAAUCACCAGCGGCACUUCCCAUUUUCCUCAUUCUCUCCUUUCACCUUCUGUACUGAAGAGAUCGAGGCGCUCCAAAGAGUACGCUCUGCAGAACUGAGUUAAGAGGUUAUCAGAGAUUUAGUAGAUUCCCAGCUCACAUGGCCUGAGCGCUGCUGUUUCGGUGUCAUAGAGUGCCGAAGUUGCCAUGAGAGCGACAGGUGGUGGUGGGGAUCCUCGUUUUAUGGGGAGCACAGAGUCCCAUAAUGAGCCAAGACAUCGGUAUUUUCUGCGUCGAUUCCCCGCCUAUACCAUGGCUGCAAUCCCGAAGGAUCAAAGUUCCUCCCUCAGCCCAAGUGAGCCAAAGCACCAGCUAUGGGGGAACCGCUCAAGUGCCUAUAACUCCAUCUCGAGCCCUCUCCCCCACAAUCCAUUUUAUAAUUUAUCUCCAGAAUGUUUAAUGCACUUUACUGCAUCGACUCCCUGCAGAGCCGGGAUGAAGGAUAACUAGUUUACCUAUGCUCCAGGGAGGUAAGCAACUUUGAUAGGAGAGAGCUUGGAACUCUGGGGCUGUGCAGGUAGUUUGUAGCAGUGAUAUUGUGGGUGGGGAGUGCUAUUCAUACCUCCUCAUUUCAAACCUCCCCCUUUUAUAUCUCAAGCUCCAAAUAAAUGUGUUCAUCCUCCCAAAAUGUAGCCUUGAUGUGAAAUACAAACUUCCUGCUGCCAUGCAACAGCUCUCUCUCCAGGCUGAGGUAAAGCAUCUUUCCUUUGAGUCCCAUUAAAAUUAGAAUGCUCGUUAUUCAGUGCUAGGCCAUCAGUUUAUUACACUCAGGUUUACCAACUGGACCUCUAUCAUCACAAAGAGAACCUUUGGCAAUAGGUUGGGGAGGUGUGUUGUGGAUUAGAUAGGAUUUCUGUGAUUUAUUUAAAUAAUCUUUAUUUCUCUUGUUUUGACACAGUAACAGUAACUUGUGUUUGGGGUAUUGUUUCCAAGAACUUAGUUUUACUUUUACACCACACUUUUGUAAGCAACCUAUCUUCUUUCAUGUGUGUUUAAAAAUAUUUUAACUACAUGUGUUAAUUGUAUAUUUAUAGUUUUUUAAAGGGAACAAUUCUGGCUUUAUUUUUGAAGGUUGUCUAUUUUAAGACCAAACAUCCCAAACACAUAGAAAAGAAGAGCAGAAUAUAGGAAAAUGCAUCUUUUCUCUUUGAUGCUUUCAGUUUAGUUACAAUGAAGUGUUGCAGAGCUACAUUUUUUCCGGUUGGCCUAAAUGGACUCUUAUUGGGGGGUGGGGGAGACUAGAGGUAGGAGGCAGAAAUUAUUUCACUGUCACUCUUAAACUGGUCCAAUUACCCUCUUGGUUCCAAGCUGACACCUUAUAUAGGCUUUGAGUCAUUGGCUCUUGUUAUACCUUUGCCUGCUAGAUUUAAGAGCCCUCUACUAUAAACUAAACUAAAACAAAACAAACAAAAACUCUCCAGGUCAGUGCUUGGAGACUGUGAACAGAACACCCUUACUCUUCUCUUGUAUAAGCUAAACAGAAUGAAUUUCUUAAGUGUCUUUGUAAGGUAGAUGUUCCAGGCUUCAAUUCAUUCUUGGAGUUUUCUGAAACCUGUCCAAAUUUUUCAACAUCCUUUUUGGAGCAUGGAUACUAGAACUAGACAAAGAAUUACUAUAAUGGUAUCACCAAAGCCACAUAAAGAAGUAAUACCAUCCUAAUUAUACAUCUAAGGUUUGUGUUAGAACUCUUAGCAACAGCAUUGCACUCAGAGCUCCUGUUUAAUUGGCUACCUACCUUUUUCAGAGUCACUGUUUUCCAGGACACAGUCAACCGGCCUGUAAGUGUGUCCUACAUUCUUUGUUCCUAGGUGUAUAACCUUGCACUUACAUUUAUUAAAAUAUAUGAUGUGCUGAUGAUCAUGAUGGUGAUGCUAGUAAUGCCCACUGCCACACAAAACCAAGUUGACAAGUACUCCCAGAAAACUAGUGUCCAAAAAAAAGAUGGCAAUGUUUUCUCAAUAAAAACAAUUAUCUGUAUGUGCAUAUUUAUUGUCAUCAUAAGAACAUUUUGGUCUGUUAUGCUAACAAUUCUCUUAUCUCAGCAGAAAUCUUAACAUGAGCAACUUGGUGGACUUCUGAGUGGUGUGUUUUUGGGAGGUGCCUUCAUUGUUUAGAUGGAAGGAAGGCUUUUAGCAGCCUUGUGUAUCAACCUCUCAUUUUUCUAUUUCAGUAACCUUUCCUUAGUUCCUCCUGAGCCACUGACACAGGCAAUCCAGUUCUUCCACUGAUUAUGGACAUUCAUUAAUUGUGGUACUUCUUUCCAGAUGAUGCCAGCAUAUUGAAUACCCUUUGUCAUUGUCUUCUGCCAGUGUUUCCUUGGCCUUCCUCACUUUCUUUUUCCUCCCUUGGGUACCCAAUUCCAUACUUGCUUACCAUGUCUCCCAUCUUCCAUACUGUGUACAUCUCCCAACCACCUGAGCCUUCUUUCUUUGUUUAUAUUAUCUAACAUGUCCUGCUCUGUCAGCCCCCUUACUCUCGCAUUUCUUAUUUUGUUUUUCCAUUAAAUGUGUAGUGUCUUCCUCAACUAUCUGUAAUUGGCAGCUUCUAAUCUCUUUUUGUUAGUCACUGUCAUCUUCCAAAUCUCUACUCCUCACAAUACUGUGUUCAGUACAACCACAUAGUAUAGUCUGAUCUUUAGUUUGGUAUGGAGACCUCUGUUUGACCAGAUGUUGUUCAUCCUUCCAAAGGUGUUAUUUACUUUUCCUAAUCUUGUAUGAAUAUCUUUAUGGCAGCCACCUUCAAAUAUCAUCACAUCCCCAGGUAGCCAAGACUCUUCUAUCUGAUCAAUUUCUUUCCCAUUCAUGUACACCUUUGCUUCUGUUAAGAUCAUGAAGGUAGGAAACCAGACAACUGUGCAAAGGUGUAUAUGGAUGACAAGGAGAUUGUAGUUGAAGCAGUGUCUAAGUCUGUGAAACUGAGUUAUAGUUUCAUGACCUGUGGCAAAGUUAGGUAUGUUAGGUCACCCAGAAUCACUGUUGGUAUAGAGACAGCCUUAAUGGUAAGGUAGUAGGGUGAGAAGAGUGUCCUUCACUGUCUGCUCAGUGUGUGUGUGUGUGUGUGUGUAGGCGGAAAGGGGGCAUUUAUUUAUUUUUAAAUACAAAUAAAGUUUUGUCAUAAUUGUGUCUAGCUGCCCUCUGUAUGUGUUAAGAAAUGGCAGUGACCCCCUAACACCUUUAUUACCUUGAUGGCGUAGCCUUUUCAAUUAUGGUAUAGUUGUACCACGGUUAAGUUUGUAUUACAACGUUCAGUUUAAUAAGAGUUUUAAACAGGAUCUUUGUAACAAUUGCAUUGAAAAGGCAAAAAUAAAAACAUAGACUAUAAACACUGAGGAUCUUUGAUUUUUUUAUGGUGAUUUGAUAAAUAACACAGGAUGACCAUGAGUUGCCAAUAUGAUGUGGCCGUGAACAAGGCUCAUGCAAUCCUAGGAUGAAUCAGGCAAGGUUUUUCCUAUAGAGAUAGGUAAGUGUUAUUACCAUUGUACAAGGGACUGGUGAGACCUCAACUGGAAUACUGUGUUCAAGUCUGUUCUUCCAUAUUUAAGAACGAUUAAAUCAUUCUGGAAUAGAUACUGGAAUGAUCAGAGGAAUGGAGAACUUGCCUUACCAGAGAGACUUAAGGAGCUGGGCUUGUUUAACCUAACAAAAUGAAG
Molecule: messenger RNA, 5011 nt
Organism: Terrapene triunguis (Three-toed box turtle)
Lineage: Eukaryota; Metazoa; Chordata; Testudines; Emydidae
Product: histone H2A.J
Exons: 1
Coding region: 28-417 (129 amino acids)
Cellular component (GO): nucleosome
Molecular function (GO): protein heterodimerization activity; DNA binding; structural constituent of chromatin
Source: RefSeq, a predicted model, not a curated record